AGUAAUACAAGAAAAAAUAGCACUGAGUUACUUGUUCUUAGAUAUCUGUAGUAUUUGAAUCCAAGAAAUAUUUGCCUAUAGACUUAUAGCAGAAGGCGUGUCCUUUUUCAAGUUUUUGACGGCCAACGGAGAGAGAAAAGAUAUAUUCUGAAAAUGGAUGAAUUAGUUUAUGCAUCAAACACUACAACUAGCUACACGCAUCUCUUUAACUUCGAAAAAAAUUUCGUUCCUCAGGAUGCACAAAUGUGGAUGGAGGGCCAUUUUCCGUAUUGUUUUUUGUACUGUGCCCUUUACGCGAUCCUAAUUUCUGGUGGAAAGCUUUACAUGUCAAAUAGACCGAAAUACGAUUUGAGACGAGGGCUUGUAAUGUGGAGCGCAAGUCUUGCAUUAUUUUCCAUUACUGCAGUAUACAGGACUAUGCCGAGUAUAUUUCAUCUAGUGCGACAUCGUGGGCUUCACUACAACAUAUGUGUACCUAACAUUAAUGAAGAUCUCAUUCUUGGUUACUGGAGCUAUUUAUUUGCCCUGUCGAAGCUAGUUGAAUUCGGUGAUACAUUUUUCAUUGUGUUACGGAAACAACCGUUGAUAUUUCUACACUGGUACCAUCACAUCGUGACUUUUCUUUACUCGUGGCUCUCUUACGUGGAAGAUGCAGCGUACGCUAGAUUGUUUGCUUUUAUAAACGGUUUUAUUCACAGUUUUAUGUAUAUUUACUACACCUUCAAAGCAAUGGGAUAUCAUCCGCCAAGAUGGUUAGCCAUGACGAUCACUUUAAUGCAAUUAUCACAAAUGUUUGUGGGUAGUUUUCUAACUACAACAGCUUACUAUUACGUAUACAUUGCCAAAGUUGAAUGCCACGUUACACCGUUGAACAUCACUGUUGCUGGGAUCAUUUUUUAGCUAUGUCAUUCUCUUUGCUAGAUUUUUCGUACAAGCUUAUCUGUCUAAUAAAUCUGCAAAGAACGUCAAAGAGAAGACCGAUGCAAAUAGCAAGCUGAAAGCUAACUGAAACGAGUACAAAGUUUUACAUUGUUUUUUAUUUUUCGUUUAUAACUCAUUUUUUCAAAAUAAAACUUUCUAAUAAAGCUUUCUUACAUAAUUUUUGAUUAGACAACUAAAGCUUAAUCUAUUACUCAACUUAACUAUACAUAAAAUGUCUUUGGGAACAAAACGUCGCGUAAAUAUAAAAAUUUGUCUUUUUACAUAAGAAUACGACGAAUCAAGUCGUGAUCAUUUUUAAUAAUAGAUAUUUCCUAUUUAUAA
Messenger RNA from Frieseomelitta varia, 1263 nucleotides. Its product is annotated as elongation of very long chain fatty acids protein 6-like. The record is from RefSeq and is a predicted model, not a curated record. The transcript is spliced from 3 exons. The coding region runs from base 154 to 900 and encodes 248 amino acids. Gene Ontology annotation, molecular function: fatty acid elongase activity. Gene Ontology annotation, biological process: sphingolipid biosynthetic process; fatty acid elongation, polyunsaturated fatty acid; very long-chain fatty acid biosynthetic process. Lineage: Eukaryota; Metazoa; Arthropoda; Insecta; Hymenoptera; Apidae. Gene Ontology annotation, cellular component: endoplasmic reticulum membrane.